Messenger RNA from Aspergillus ibericus CBS 121593, 1483 nucleotides. RefSeq lists its product as uncharacterized. The coding region runs from base 21 to 1457 and encodes 478 amino acids. The transcript has 2 exons. Lineage: Eukaryota; Fungi; Ascomycota; Eurotiomycetes; Eurotiales; Aspergillaceae. Gene Ontology annotation, molecular function: protein binding. The record is from RefSeq and is a predicted model, not a curated record.
GUUCUUUCAUCCCCACCAUCAUGCCCGCCCUGUCUGAUCUCCCGGCCGACAUCCUGCUGCAUGUCAUCUCGUUCCUCGACCGCAGCCCUGAUGUCUGUGCCGUAGCAGCAGUGAGUCCAGCUUUACACAGUCUGAUUUCAGCAAACGACCUCAUCACCAAAACCCACUACCGCAGCCUCCGCAUCAGCAGCAUCCGCGACGUAACCGAUGGCUUCACCACAUUGCUCGCCAUCCUCCGUAACCCUAAACUGGGCAGCUAUGUGCGCCACAUCGAGAUGGACAUUCCCAUCCGCUCUCCACUGAGCUACCUUCCACGGAAACAUGACCGAUCUCUCAAUGAAGCAGACACACAGCUUCUCCGUCAGGCCAUCAACCGGGCUGGCUUCACCGCCACCGAUGAAGGCCGGUUACUCAACAUGUUAAUGCAAGAGGCCACGCCUGCGAGGGAUUGGCUGUAUCCCAUUUACUACGACUCCGACGACGGUUUCUCGGGAAAAUCCACCUUUAUCGCCCAAGCCAUCACCACGUUGCUGGUGGCAUCAUCCCCGCAACUAGUCUCCCUAGCUAUUUCGCCUCCAUUCUGGGAAUACACCUCCUCUCCGCGUGACGACUCCCCAGAUGAUAUUUCUCUACUCACCGCCAAGAUCGAGAAAUACCCCCUCGCCAAGUUCCUCAAGCAAGCUAAUUCAGCCAAUUUGAGCAGACGAAGUCCGUACUUAGGCCAUCUGAAGCACUUUCGUCUCCUAACCACGGGGAAGAAAUCCGAUGCGCGAUCUCGGGCCUGUGCACCGCAGGAUUUACUGCUCUGUAUUGAGUUAGUUCAUGCACUCCCGGGGAUUCAAUCGUUGCAGGUGCAAGCGAUCCAAGGAUUCGGCAAUGCAUCUGGCCCUGCAUUGGCGGGGAUGCUACCCCCCGCGUCGUCGAAUAUCUCUCGGUUGGAUCUCCGGGGCUGUGAUUUCAAGUCCGAGUUGUUGUGUCGGGUGAUUUGUGCGGUGAAAUGUCUCCGUGAGCUACGGUAUUCGGUUGUGCCAGGGGGCUGCUAUGCGGGGUUUGUGGAGUUGUUUAAUCGACGGAGUUUGAUUCAGGCGGUGUUAAGACAUCGGAGGACGUUGGAGGUGUUGGAUUUGGAUUUUGAUGAUCGGGUGGGGCAGUUUCUUGCUUCGGGGGUGGGAGGUGAUGAUCGUGGUUGUGGAAGGGAGGGGUUGAGGGGGUUUAGUGCGUUGAGGAGUUUGAGUCUGGGAGUGCAUUGUCUGUGGUAUAUUGCUAGUGGGAUGGGAGUGAAUGAGGUGGUCUUGGUAAAUCAGUUACCGUCGCAGUUGGAGUUUCUUUGCGUGAGGGGGUAUGAGAGGGGGGAGGCGGAUGUGAUGGAUAGGAUGGUCGCGGGGGUUGCUACUAACAAACUCCCCGCAUUGAGAACUGUGGUUGGCAUCACCCAGUGUAUACCAGUCGGAAAAUAGCCAACAAUGCCACUCAAUAAUCCUAC